Molecule: messenger RNA, 5055 nt
Organism: Marchantia polymorpha subsp. ruderalis
Lineage: Eukaryota; Viridiplantae; Streptophyta; Marchantiopsida; Marchantiales; Marchantiaceae
Source: the annotation of a GenBank genome assembly
AAAACGCGUUCUCGGAAGGAUCGAACCAGCAUACCGUUUGAUACAACACCACCUUCGAUGUCGAGGUGGUGUUGGAAGCAAAUAGUUGCGGAUCACAUUAGGCUCAAGGUGAGUCUCUCUCAUCUCAUCUUCCACUGUGGGUCUUGUAUCACGAGACCAUGUUAUGUAUAUGUCCGAGACUGCUAGUCUCGAUCACUGGAAGAGUCCGCUUAUCCAGCCGAAUUUAGUACAAGCAUGGAAUUGAUCUUUGGAUUGGCUACACACAAUCGCAUGAGCAGAUCCGUCGCAUCAAUGCCAUCUUUCCGCAAUGUUAGUGUUCCUGGAUAUGAUAGUGAGUGUUUUCUUCCGAUGAUCCAUCGAGAUUUCGAUCGUUCAGUAAUUGAAUGAUGAGUUCAAAAUUUUCUCGGGUACCAAAUAGACUGGCAGAUUCGAAUCCCAUAUAUUAUCCAAACUCUUGAAAAUCUGGAAACAUCCACACGCACACCCAUCAUGGAAGAUGAAUUUCGCCUUCCGGUUCUCAAUGCAGUCAAAAGGCUUACUGACCUUCUAUCAGAAGUGAGAUCUUCAAGGCAGAAUAACUGGCUGAUAAGAAAGGAGAUCGACCUUUUUGAUAGCUACCUGCAGGACAACGUCGAGGUUUUUAAGGAGAAGCUUCCCUUCACAGUCUCCGAGAAAAAAUUAGAAUCCUUGAGCAAGGAGCUGGAGUUGGCUGCUGAUGAUGUGCAAUUCCACCAUAGGCAGGGUUCAUUCAAGACAUGGAAUGCAAAGGAAACUUCACAAAGGCUUGAAGCACUCCAGAACUGCCUAGAUGUCUACUUCAAACUUGCUCUAGACGUACCGAAUCCGGAGCUGGAGUCAAAGGUCAUAUUACAUUCAAAUGAAGACAGCGAAUUCGUCGAUCCUAUCACAAACAAGCUCAUGUGUGAUCCUGUGAAAGGCUCCGACGACUGUACAUAUGAUCGCUGGACUAUCAUCAACACAGGAGAAUUCUCCUUUGAUCAACAGCGAGUGUCCAUCAGAAGCGAUGACGUCGAGCUACGGGAGCGUUUGUUCACGAAGUUUCACCUGCAAGGUGUGGAGGCCAUUUGCUCAGAGCGUCGCCGGGCAUAUCGGAAGAGAGCUCUCGAGUUGGCUAAGGAAGGACAAGAUGACGAAGCUCUCAUCAUGCUGGACAAUGUUCUGGAGUGGGACGAAGGUGACACUGAGUGCCAGAAUUGGCGUCAAGCCAUAGUGCAGACGUCCGAGUCAAUGGCUGGUCACGAGGAGAAGGCAACUCUAUCUGCCAUAAUAGCGGAAGAUUUGGGCACGGACUCGUCAUGUCCUGCGAGCCCGGAAAGACCUCCUUUUGGAUCCAUGGGGGAGGAGGCCUCGCAGCUGGUGGUUUACGAAGCGACACCGAUUGUUCUCCAAUGGCUGGUGGAUUCACUGGUGUAUCCUGAAAAAAAGUCGCACACUGGCCAAACAGAGCAUGCAGCAAAAGAAUUUGCAAACCUAGCUCAAAAAGAAGGGAACAUGAUCAUAAUGGCGUCGUUUCCCGGAGCUUUGGAGAGGCUUGUGGCACUAAUGUCGGAAGAAGUACCUGAGUGCAUCCAAGGCGAAGCUGCACGAGCGUUUGCUAGUUUAGCCGGCUGUAGGGACAAUGUUCUGAAAAUGUAUAUCGUUCCACACGCCCUUGAGAGGCUUGUUGGUAGGAUUUCUCGAGAUGGAAGGCAUAGUGUCCAAGAAGAAGCUGCCAAGGCAUUGGCAAACCUAGCGAGGCCAGAUGUGGAAGAGAACCCGGCCAGAAUUAAAAUUGCCAGAGUACCAAAGGCUCUGACGAGGCUGGUUGCGCUUCUGUCCAAGAGGGUGGCGCUGGGGGCAAAGACUCAAGCGCUAAGAGCGCUAGCAAAUUUAAGCGUGGACAUCGAAAAUGUGGAACUUAUUUGGGCCGAGCCAAAAGCUUUCGAGAGAGUAGUGGAGCAUCUGUCCAUCGGCAAUACGUCUCGAGGUCUACAAUACGAAGCGGCUAGAGUUGUGUCCAAUUUGACCCGGGGCCUAUCGACGGCCGAGAAGGUCAAACUGGCGGACUUCAAAGGAUUUCUCGAAGGGAUCGUGAAUCUGAUGUCAAAAAACAUUCUCCUCAGCAUAAGAUGCGAAGCUGUCGAAGCCUUCGUCAACUUGGCUUCCGAAAAGGAGAACCAGGAUCGGUUGGGCUCCUUCAAAGGAGCUGGCGAGAGUCUGGUAAGUCUGAUGUUCAACGAAGAGAGGUCGCUCAUCAGCAAGGAGGAGGGGCUUCAAAUUCAAGCAGCCAGAGCCUUCUUCGAUCUCAUUCACGAGAAAGAAGAAAACAAGGUGAAGCUGGGAGCCUUGGAUGGCGCUAUGGAGAGUCUCUUCUCUCUGUUGUCCUUGAAAGAGCCCGAGAACCUUCAAGCUCUGGCUGCAGCCACUCUAGCCGUAUUAGCAGAGAGCGACAAGAAUCAGGUGCGGAUGGCAAACAUCCCCCAAGGCCUCGGAAGGGUUGUCAGGCUCUUGACUCCGGGUGUUCCCAGGAGCGUUCAAUCGGGAGCAGCAGAGUUGUUCGCGAACCUCGCUGCUUCCAAGGAGAACAGAGUGACACUGGCAGUAUACCCGGAAGCUCUGCACAAUCUCGUCAGACUGAUGAACAGACCAGUUUAUGAAUGUGUGCACAAGCAAGCCGUCAAAGCCUUCAGCCUUCUGGCCAGGGAAGAAGAUAGCGUGGUGACAAUUCACAUCAAGGAUGUCCUGACUGCAGCUCUUCAAGGCCUGGUGGGAUUGAUGUCCACGGAAGUGACGGACAGCGUGCUGUUCGAGGCAGCGAGAGCCUUCGGCAUUCUGGCGAAGCGGCCCGAUUUUCAGGCCGAGGUGAUGUCCAUUCCCGGGACCCUCGUGACGCUCGUGGAUCUGAUGGCGGACGGAGUGAGCGAGCGAGUGCAGACCGAAGCUGCGGCCGCCUUCGCGUGCCUGGCAUCGAAAGACGAGAACAUGGAGGUGAUGGUGAAGAUACCGAACGCCCUCGAGAGAUUGGUGGCCCUGAUGGCCAUGGACAUACCGAAGCCCACCCAGCAGGAGGCGGUGAAGGCCUUCGCUCUCCUCACCUGGAAAGAUCAGAAUCUUCCUGCUAUGGUGAGAAUUCCAUGCGCCGUGCAGAGGCUGGUGGGACUGCUGUCCGCCGACGUGCCGGAGCCUCUUCGUUUCCAAGCCGCCAUCGCCUUCGGCAACUUGGCCACAUCGCAUGAGAUCAACACGCAGAUCGAGAGUCUGGAAGAAGUUCUGGAGAAGCUGGUGAAUCUACUAGCCAGAGAUUCAGGCACCACCGAGAGGCUGCAGGGAAAAUCUGCACUGGCCUUCGCGAAUCUCGCUCACGCCAAGGAGAACAAGGUGGCGAUGGCGGCCUUCCCCAACGCCGUCGAGAGGCUGGUGAAACUGUUCUCUCGAGAGGUCCCUGCCAAUGUGCGGGUCCAGGCCGUGAGAGCAUUUGCAAGUCUGGCCGAGGAACGGGAGAAUAAGGUGUACAUGGUCGCCUAUCCACUCGCUCUCGAGAGGCUGGUGGGCUUGUUGUCCGUCGGAGUACCUCGAGCUCUUCAAUACCAAGCUGCGAGAGCGUGUGCCUUUCUCGCUCAGGAGAACAGGCACAUCAUGGUGACCAUCGGCUCGUUUCCGGGAGCUCUCGAGAAGAUCACGAGCCUGCUGGCGAAGCAGGUGGAUGGGGAGGUUCAGGAGGAGGCUCUGAGAGCAUUUUGCCAUCUGUCGGAGGCGAAGGAGAACAAGGCGAAGAUGGCGAAUGCUGAUGCCCUCAAGAGGCUCGUUAGCUUGAUGGGCACCGGUGUGCCUCAGGUGAUCCGGAUUUUGGCAGCGCGAGCUUUCCGCAGUCUGGCUCGUGAGGAAGAGAACAAAGGCAAGAUGCUCGAAACUCCGGACGCUCUGAAAACACUCGUGGAUAUCAUGAGUACGAAGCUGCCGGAUGCUUUGCAGCAAGAGGCUGUGGGAGCUUUUGCUUUUCUGGCAUCCGACUCGGAGGAAAACUGCAAAAACAGAGCGAAGAUGCUGGCGUUCCCCCAAGCUCUGAAUCGUUUGGUGCAGCUAAUCUCGGACGACGAAGAGACGACGGAUGGUGUUCGAUACGAAGCAGUAGCGGCGUUUGCAUUUUUAUCUACCGUAAAGAAGAAUAAGGUUCAAAUGGCAUCACAUCCACAGGCUCUCCAAAACCUCGUGGGAUUGUUGGGCAGGAAAUUCGACGACAAGAUUCGAGAGCAAGCCAUAAGGGCAUUCGCUCAUCUGGCUUACGCAGAACAAAAUAAGACGAAGAUGGCAGGCCCCACUGCUCUCUCCAGGAUUGUAGAAUUGCUUUCAGUGGACGUGCCCGUAAGGGUCAGGUACGAAGCUGCGCUUGCGUUUUCUCACCUUGCAGCAGCGAAAGAAAAUAAGGUCAUCAUGGCAGCAGUACCCGGAGCUCUUCAAAACCUCGCAGACAAUUUAUCCGCUGUUGACGACAAAGAGGAGAAGGUCAGAAUAGAAGCAGCCAGUGCAGUAGCUCAUUUAGCUGAAGCGAAGGAAAACAGGCCCCUCAUGAGAAUGUUUGUAGAACGACUUGCAACGCUUGCCAUCUCCGACAAUCCCAUCGAGAGAAGGCAAGCAGGGAAGGCUCUAAGCCUGUUGACAGGAUGGAAGACUGAAGGUUGGAAUAUAAGAAGAAUCUUAAGAUGAUGCAGAAUCUGGUUGAAUCUUAUACUUUGCAUAAAGCUAGCAUUAAACUAGAGUUAUGCACCUAAGAACUAACCUCAUGAACCUCGUCGACCUUGAAGACGCCGAAUCUGAGAUUGACAACAUAUUUGCAUAGGGACUGAACCCAAUCCACGUCUGAGAUAGUAAAAAAGUUGACCUCACCUCACAGUUGGAAGUGUGAAGUUUUACAUACACCAUGAAAUCUGCAGUAAUGCCAAUGUAACCGAAAGCAGUCUAGCAUACAUGACAGUUUGUAUACUGCACUAAUUUCGUUCAGGAAUGAGCGCAGAUGAAAAGGUAUUACUCUAAAUUGCUUAUUCCAUUGUAUAAUAU